UUAAACUUGAGAAUAUAUAAGAAACACAAGAUGACAAUUAUUUUACACUAAGAAAGCCUAUAACCAGUUUUAAUACACUCUAAAACAUUUUCUUCACAAAAUGGGCUCUGAAACCAUUCAAAGCUUCCCGGUCAUAGAUUUCUCUAGCACAGAAUUAAAGCCAGGGACCCCUUUAUGGGAGACAGUGAAGUCCCAAGUUCGGAAAGCAGCAGAGGAGUAUGGUUGCUUUGAAGCUGUGUUUAAAAACAUUCCUCAAGAGCUUCGAAAGGCAAUGAAUGGAGCAUUGGAAGAGAUUUUUGCAUUACCCUCAGAAAUCAAGAAGCUUAAUGUUUCUGAAUUACCUUUCCAUGGUUAUAUUGGACCAUCUUUUCCAGGUUCAAUAUAUGAGAGCUUGGGCUUUUAUUAUCCUGACAACUAUGACAAGGUUCAGAAUUUCACCAAUGUCUUCUGGCCUGAAGGAAACAUAAAUUUCAGCAAAACUUUAUAUGGUUUCUCAAAGGCAUUAGCAGAAUUAGAUCAAACAGUAAGGAGAAUGAUUGUGGAGAGCUUUGGAAUUGAGAAUUUAUUGGAUGAACACUUGAAUUCAACUUACAAUUUUCUUAGAGUGACUAAAUAUGAAGCACCAAAAACCUCUGAGAAAAAGACAGGGCUACGGGCUCAUACAGAUAAGAACACAACUAGCAUUUUAUACCAGAAUCAGAUUGAUGGCUUAGAGGUACAACUGAAAAAUGGUGAAUGGAUCAAUGUCAAAUUCUCACCAGACUCCUUCAUUUUCAUAAUUGGAGAUUCUCUAAAUGCAUGGACAAAUGGUCGAUUGUAUAGCCCAUUCCAUCGUGUUAUAAUGAGUGGAGACAAGACAAGACACUCUGCUGUGUUGUUUACAAUUCCUAAUGAAGGGUAUACAAUAAAAGCUGUAGAGGAGCUAGUGGAUGAAGAACAUCCCUUGCAAUUUAAGCCUUUUGAAUAUAAGGACUACCUUAAACUCCGUUUUGGAGAGGUUGGAAAAGUUUAUGAAGCGCCAUUGAAGGAGUAUUUUGGUGUUUGACCAUUUCAGAUAUGCUAUCUUUAUGAUUGUCAUUUGUGUUCUUGUACAUGUAUGAAGCUGUUUGUUGUUCAAGAAUUGGUGAUCUUUUUGUUAUUCAAUG
Jatropha curcas is the source of this 1145-nucleotide messenger RNA. Its product is annotated as putative 2-oxoglutarate-dependent dioxygenase AOP1. Lineage: Eukaryota; Viridiplantae; Streptophyta; Magnoliopsida; Malpighiales; Euphorbiaceae. The record is from RefSeq and is a predicted model, not a curated record.